UCUGCAGGUUUAAGUUUAUUUAUCAUUGAAGCUCCUCACUGCCAUAAUGAGGCUAGUAAUACUUGAAGAUUAUGAUCAGGCUAGUGAAUGGGCAGCAAAAUACAUCUGUAAUCGUAUUAUCCAGUUCAAGCCAAGCCAAGGAAGAUAUUUCACACUUGGUCUACCAACAGGAAGUACACCUUUGGGAUGCUACAAAAAGCUGAUAGAAUAUCACAAGAAUGGAGAUCUCUCUUUCAAAUACGUGAAGACUUUUAACAUGGAUGAAUAUGUAGGGCUCCCCAGAAAUCAUCCAGAGAGCUAUCAUUCCUAUAUGUGGAAUAACUUCUUUAAACAUAUUGACAUAGAUCCAAAUAAUGCUCAUAUUCUUGAUGGGAAUGCUCCAGACUUACAGGCGGAAUGUGAUGCAUUUGAAAAGAAAAUUGAAGAAGCAGGGGGGAUUGAUCUGUUUGUUGGAGGCAUUGGUCCAGAUGGCCACAUUGCAUUCAAUGAACCCGGAUCAAGUUUGUCUUCAAGAACAAGAUUAAAGACUUUAGCAAUGGACACCAUUUUGGCAAAUGCUAAAUACUUUGAUGGAGACUUAUCUAAAGUACCAGCUAUGGCGCUAACAGUUGGUGUGGGUACAGUGAUGGAUGCUAGAGAAGUGAUGAUUCUUAUAACAGGUGCACAUAAGGCUUUUGCAUUGUACAAGGCAAUUGAAGAAGGAGUCAAUCAUAUGUGGACAGUUUCUGCUUUCCAGCAACACCCUCGUACUAUCUUCGUGUGUGAUGAAGAUGCUACUUUAGAACUGAGAAUUAAAACUGUGAAGUACUUUAAAGGUUUAAUGCAUGUGCACAAUAAGCUUGUGGACCCACUGUACAGUAUGAAAGAAAACUGAAAGAAGAAUUGAAGAGGAACUCCAUGUGGGUCAACAGCAACAGUUUUAGGUAGCAGAUGAGUUCACUGCUAUGCAAUAUGCUGAAAACUGUUUAAAAUGGGGAAUCCUAGGUACUGUAUUUUUUUUUAAAGGUCCAAUAUCUGUACAUUCCCCUUCCAUCUGUAUGCUUUGUUGUGCAUUUUGCUUUUACAUUUGAAGCAUAGCUAAAUGGACAUGGCUGGUCCACAACUAAAUGGAACAGAACAAACCUGUGGGAGACUGCAUGUUACAUAGGGUGGGAAAGCAGAGCAUUUAUUCUGGCACAGCAAUGUAAUGCAUCUGCCUUGUAUAAGACAAAAUAAUAUUUUAUUUCCUGGAAUUGGUAGUUUUGGGCUUGAUUAGUGUAACUACAUUUUGCAUUUGUAUCUCUAGGCAGAAUGGUUUUGGCCUUUGUCAAUACUGUAGACUUGUAAUAGUUGUACAAUUUCUACUAUGAAAUGUUCUGUUUACAUAUCUCAUGUACACUGAGCUAUUGCACUUGGUUGCCUUAAAUUUAUGUUAAGCAGUUUUUGGGCAUCUCAAGUCCUGCUGUACAAUUCAGGCAAAUAAAAAUACAAGAACAGUGCCUAAAAAUGCACCAGAUUCUUGAGAGUUAUAACUUAUUCCACAGAUGAAAAUAUUAAAACUUCUGCCAUAGCACUUUUUCCUCUCAUGUAUUUCAAAUUACUUUAGGAUUUUUAUAUUUUUGGUAAUUGAGCUUUAUACAUAACAAAUCUAAAUGUUCCUUUCUGGAGGUAUCUGUUUAAUUGCACCAUGGAUUUUACUACUAAAUGCCUGAAAGGUGGUUAAUUUACAGGAAUAUAAUGUCCGCAAGUUUAAUACAUGAUCAUUUAAAGUUAACUGUUAAUCACUUUGCAAUAGUUACCUCUUAUGGUAUCAUUAUAAACAUUGAGCUGUUACCAGGAAUGUUAUUUCCUACUUUGAAUAUAAGUAAAACUUAAAUAUA
This is a messenger RNA of Mesitornis unicolor (brown roatelo), 1859 nucleotides long. It is a transcript of the gene GNPDA2, whose product is annotated as glucosamine-6-phosphate deaminase 2. Gene Ontology annotation, biological process: D-glucosamine catabolic process; carbohydrate metabolic process; N-acetylglucosamine catabolic process. The record is from RefSeq and is a predicted model, not a curated record. Lineage: Eukaryota; Metazoa; Chordata; Aves; Mesitornithiformes; Mesitornithidae. Gene Ontology annotation, molecular function: identical protein binding; glucosamine-6-phosphate deaminase activity. The coding region runs from base 47 to 874 and encodes 275 amino acids. Gene Ontology annotation, cellular component: cytoplasm. The transcript is spliced from 6 exons.